AUGUCUCGAAAGGGUAAUCUUCAUGUUGUUGAAGAAAUAUAUAAUCAGUUGCCAGCCUUCACCGAUGUCUUCUCCGAAGACACUUUCUACAUGUUUGCGGCUUUGUUUGUUGUGUCUACAAUAAUAGUUGCAUUUAUACUAUCAAGAUUCAUUACAAUUAAACCUGUAGAAUAAAUAAAAAUGAAGAAACAAAAGUAUGGAAUAAGUGUCUUAAAUUCUUGAUUACUGGAUAUUUUUUGGCUGAAUAUAAAGUACACGAACAAUCAAGAUGUGACAAAAAUUUACUACUGCUUCUGUUGCACAUUUUAUUUUGUCAGGACAUACAACAAUUACUUUCUGUCAUAUUUUGUGCUUGUUAUGUGCGAGAUAUUAUAGUUUGUUUUAUAUUAGAAUAGAAAUUAUAUAAAUAUUAC
This is a messenger RNA of Aricia agestis (brown argus), 413 nucleotides long. RefSeq lists its product as uncharacterized. The transcript has a single exon. Bases 1 to 174 code for a protein of 57 amino acids. Lineage: Eukaryota; Metazoa; Arthropoda; Insecta; Lepidoptera; Lycaenidae. The record is from RefSeq and is a predicted model, not a curated record.